AUGAAGACACUUGACAAGUGGCAAGAGAAGGCCUAUCGGAUGGACAAUGAUUUGUUCAUCCGGGUCCUUAUGCAGGGGACUGGCCCGAACGGGCCGGUCCUCGCCAUCUACAACGGAAUUUUUCUUGGAAAACGACAUAGGCUCAUCUCAAUUAUGGAAAAAAGCUUACACGAGCUAAAGCUAAACUGGUCGACCGAGUGUAGUGAGAUGACGUGGAUCGAGUCCAUGGUUUACAUCGGCGGGUACGUCAACGCAACGCCCGUGGACUUGCUAGAACGUAAGCCUGCGUUCCUCAACAACUUCAAAGCGAAAUCGGAUUACACGCGCGGAUUAAUACAAACGGAAGGGCUCAAAGUGCUUAGAGACCUGCACAGGGGAGACUUUUCGCUGUUGACGAUUAUGAACCCGUUGGGCGGGAAAGUGGACGAAGUCAUGGAAUACGAGACGGCUUACGUACACAGGGGCGCGACGUACAUGAUACAAUAUGUAGUCACGACACAAGACACGAGCCAGAAAACAACUGCCAAGAACCACGAGUUCAUGACGAAGGUUUAUGACACGAUGGCAAGUCACAUUCCGACACUGGAUGGAAUCAGAGAAAGUUACGUUAACUACAAAGAUCUCGACUUGGGGCUAACCGAUUUGUGUCCGUCGAAUUGCAGCUGUCCCGACUCGUGGGGUCAUGCGUACUACAAGAGGAAUUUCGAUAGGCUUGUGAGGGUGAAAACCAGAGUUGAUCCUUAUAGUUUCUUCUUAUUUGAACAGAGCAUACCAUUAUCUCAUAAGCAAGGAGAAUGCUUAAAGUUUAGCUAA
Striga hermonthica is the source of this 813-nucleotide messenger RNA. Lineage: Eukaryota; Viridiplantae; Streptophyta; Magnoliopsida; Lamiales; Orobanchaceae. The record is from the annotation of a GenBank genome assembly.